UGUUUAGGUUAGGUAAAAUGGCGAAUUUUCUACUUCCGCCUUUACGUUGCUAUCUAGAGUGUCAAGAACGACGCAAACAUGCAGUUAUACGUCCGCGGACAAGAAACUCGAGUAUUCGAGUGUCAGGAUGAUGAAACCGUCGCACAAAUUAAGGCAAGAAUAUUAGCCUUCACAAAUUUGGAAUCUGGAUCAAUUUCACUUUGUUGCGGUGGAGCCACAUUGGCUGACGAUGUUAUUGUUGGAGAUCUUCAAUUUGACACACUCGAUUUCAAUGUUGUACUUCUUGGAGGUAAGGUUCACGGAUCUUUGGCUCGUGCUGGUAAAGUCAAGGGACAAACACCCAAGGUAGAAAAACAGGAGAAAAGUAAGAAGAAAACUGGACGAGCAAAAAGGCGCAUUCAGUAUAAUCGAAGAUUUGUAAAUGUAGUACAAACAUACGGUCGCCGACGUGGACCAAAUGCCAAUCCUAAUUCAUAAAUUAAUUAAUUUUUUACUGCUUCUCGUAUGUGUAAUAUUAAUAAGCUACUAUAAAUAUUGUGUUAUGUAUAAUAUUUGAUAAUACACAUUGCGUCAAGCAGAAAGAA
Molecule: messenger RNA, 584 nt
Organism: Leptopilina boulardi
Lineage: Eukaryota; Metazoa; Arthropoda; Insecta; Hymenoptera; Figitidae
Gene: RpS30
Product: FAU ubiquitin-like and ribosomal protein S30
Exons: 5
Coding region: 79-477 (132 amino acids)
Biological process (GO): translation
Cellular component (GO): ribosome; cytosolic small ribosomal subunit
Molecular function (GO): protein binding; structural constituent of ribosome
Source: RefSeq, a predicted model, not a curated record